Medioppia subpectinata is the source of this 549-nucleotide messenger RNA. The record is from the annotation of a GenBank genome assembly. Lineage: Eukaryota; Metazoa; Arthropoda; Arachnida; Sarcoptiformes; Oppiidae.
UUGCAUUAUAACAAUAGCAUUAUUGUAUUUGCAGGACAUGUGCUGUUAUGUGAUAGUGACGGCCCGGACACUAAUCUGGACGCUGUUGUCGAUAGCGGCGACACUGUGUAUGUUAGCGGCCAUUUGGACGCCCAUAUGGCUCGUCGGACCACCGAAAAAGAUGAGCCGUCAAACAGCGGCCAAACUGUCACAACAGUCGUCCCUCAAUAACAACAACAAUAAUAUUCUUGAUCUGAAUCUCAAUUUUCUGCAAAAUAAUAACAUCAAUGAAUUCACGCCAUCAUUGGGCAUAUUCAACCGGUGCACCAGAAUAUACCAAUUAAACCGAUUGCAAACAGAGUGCGCGCCGUUUGUCUCCGGUUUAGAUCAGGAAAACAAUUCAUUUCCCAACGCAUGGAAAGCGUCGCUAAUAUUUUAUACGAUCGGCGUUUGUGUUAUGAGUCUCACGAUUAUCGCCAGCCUUUUAGGCUGUUGUAAGAGAAGUAUUUGUCGCAAAAGUAUAUUCACAAUAUCCGGGACAAUACAAGCCGUGGCCGGUAAUUAUUAAUU